AUGGGUUCAAAUAAUCAUUCGGCACAAAAUAGUUUCGUUCCUAUGUAUAAUGAUGAUAAUAACAUUAAUUAUCCUAAUCCAAAUAGUAAUUCUGUGCCUGAAUUUGAAUUCUUUCUACCUUUAGGCGAUAAAAUCUUUCAUGUUACGUAUACUCAAUUACGCUCAUUUGAUAUCGCAAGAUGCUUAAAUAGCGGUGUUGAUAUUAUUCCUGAUUCGCACUUUCCUUACCACCAAAAUGUACAAAAUUUUAUUAGCCAACAGAUUCAACAGCGAGUUCAACAACAACAUGUUUAUCAGCCUCAGCAACAAUCUCAAAUUUACAACACAAUUCCUAAUUCUCAAGUAGAUAUGAUUCCACCUAAUUCUCAAGGCAAUAAUCCUUCGGAUGGGGUUAUGUCAGAAAUAGGGAUUGGAACCGGUUAA
This is a messenger RNA of Rhizophagus irregularis DAOM 181602=DAOM 197198, 423 nucleotides long. RefSeq lists its product as uncharacterized. NCBI's taxonomy places the organism in Eukaryota, Fungi, Glomeromycota, Glomeromycetes, Glomerales, Glomeraceae. The record is from RefSeq and is a predicted model, not a curated record.